CUGGCACAAGCUUUCUCUCAAGUCAGAAAAAAAGAAAGAAUUAAUACUCCUUAGUACUUUUGUUUUUAUUUUCCUUGGUAGUGUACAACAAAUUUGAAUGUUGUUGAAGGCUGAAGAGUGAUUCUAAAAUUCAUCUACCAAGAGAUAUAACUAAACAGUUGUGAAGGGCUUCUGAGAGGUGGAAACAUGGGUGACGUUCCCGAUGCAACAGUAUCACAGACUCCCUGGCACCAGCGAUGACAGCGAUUCCUCAAAUAUGAGAAUCGGACAAUGUAAGGGUGUGUUAGAAGACCGUGGAUACACCAUAAAGAAAAAACUUGGACAAGGAUUGUUUGGAACAGUGUUUCUGGUGAACAACACAGAUGAAGAUCCUUGUGCGAUCAAACAGAUGAGUUCAAGAGAUAAGAAUGAGCUGGACACAAUGCUAAAGGAAGUGACCAACUUAAAGGAUCUAAACCAUGGAUAUAUUGUUUCGUAUGUGGAUUCAUUUGAAGAUGUUAAAGGUGGAUACUUUUUUAUUGUGAUGGAGUACUGUGAAGGAGGUGAUCUUUUCAAGAAGAUGCAAACACAGAAAGUCAAUGGGAUUUUUAAAGAACAAGAGCUAGAAUCAGAAGACAGGAUGUUCUCUUUGAGCAUUUUUAAAGGGCCCUCGGACCGUAUGUUCAAACACAAGUUCAGCGGGACUAAAUCCAAGACUUUCCUGCACAGCCUCCCUGACCGCAAACAACACUAA
Molecule: messenger RNA, 733 nt
Organism: Cyprinus carpio (common carp)
Lineage: Eukaryota; Metazoa; Chordata; Actinopteri; Cypriniformes; Cyprinidae
Product: serine/threonine-protein kinase Nek5-like
Exons: 7
Coding region: 203-733 (176 amino acids)
Biological process (GO): protein phosphorylation
Molecular function (GO): protein kinase activity; ATP binding
Source: RefSeq, a predicted model, not a curated record